Messenger RNA from Acanthoscelides obtectus, 885 nucleotides. Lineage: Eukaryota; Metazoa; Arthropoda; Insecta; Coleoptera; Chrysomelidae. The record is from the annotation of a GenBank genome assembly.
GUGACAGAAGAUAAAUGACAUUUGUUAUGAGCCGUGUUUUGAUUUGAAUUCUUCUCGAGUGAUUUGUAGAGAAAUGUUGAUGUUAUAAACCCAUAUCAAAUGAAAGAACCGAAUAAUAUCAUCUCAUAUUUCGUUAAAUAUGAUAUGGAAACAGUUCAUCUCAUUCACAAGACGUAGGAUAACCUUUUUCAUUAUCCCAUCGCUUCUGUUUUCUUUGGUUUUUAUUUUGUAUCAAGUCCAUAUUUUCAUUCAAUUAUCGAAAGAACAGAAUGAAAUCAAACUACAAUACAGGGUGCAAACACGCAGCGAUCUCCCCAAAGGUAUUCAUGUGGAGCAAGCCAGUUUUUACACACCGGAUCACAGGGGUCAAUUCCUGUGUGUUCACAGCCAAGAGGUGAUACCAUUUACAAAGGUCAAUGAUGAUUACUGUGAUUGUCUAGAUGGCACUGAUGAACCUGGUACCAAUGCCUGUCCCAAUGGGUUGUUCUAUUGUGGCGUAACUGCAAAUGGGUUCCCAACCCAUGUCAAAUCACCAAAGGUCAAUGAUGGCAUCUGUGACUGCUGUGAUGGUUCUGAUGAAUGGGACAACAAUCAAGUGUUGAAGGACCAGAUACCACAUAGCAGUAAGCAUCACGACUUCUUGUUUCAUCGUUACCCUCCAUGUAAAAGGCUGUGCUAGAAUAAGCUGAAAACUCUUCUCGAAUUUUAUAAGUACCUCUGAAAGAUUAUGUUGAUAUUUAUUCUCACAAAAUAAAAGGAAUGUUUUGAUGUUGUGGAAAUUUUUUGUAUCCGCUGAUGUCUCCCAAAAAUGGAACACAAUGGAAGUGAAACAAAUAUUUUUAAAAAACAUUUAAUGAAACAAAAUAUACAAAUCUUUACAACAAA